AUUAAACAAGAAUGUCAUUUACUGAAAAAAGUCCAGAAAUUACAGCAGUAUAUCCUGUAUCCAGUGUUAGCUUGGAAGGCACUCUAAUUCCUGAAAGAAUACCCCGUACGUUCAAUGGAAAUUUGGACGAAUUAGCUCUUGCCGAUGGCAAGAAAGCAAGUAAACUCUUGGAAGAAGCUAGAGCUAACUUGGAACUUGCUGAAGAAACAGGGUACACACCAGAGUUAAGGCGUAACUUUAGUUUAAUCGCUCUUUUAGGUGUUGGAUUUGGGUUAACUAAUAGUUGGUUUGGUAUUUCUGCCUCUUUAGUUGCUGGUAUCUACAGUGGUGGACCAAUGAUGAUUGUCUACGGUAUUAUGAUUCUUGCUAGUAUAGGUAUGUGUGUUGCUGUUACUCUUGGUGAAUUAGCUAGUGCUAUGCCCAACUCAGGUGGUCAAUAUUACUGGACACAAAAGAUUGCCCCAAAGAAAUGGGCUCCUGUGUUGUCAUAUUUAUGUGGUUCCUUUGCUUGGGCUGGUGCGGUGUUCACUUCAGCUUCAGUUACUAUAUCUAUUGCUACUUCAGUUGUGGGUAUGUACAUGAUCAAUCAUCCAGACAAGACGGUUGAGAAAUGGCAAGUUUUUAUUGCCUAUGAAUUGGCUAACGUCUUGCUUGUCAUUUUCAAUGUCUAUGAAGGACCACUUCCACAUAUUUCAAAAGUAUCUUUGUACAUUUCAUUAGCUUCAUUUGUGAUUAUUACUAUAGUGGUAUUGGCCAUGUCAGGUGGUGAGUUUCAAAGUGCAGAAUUCGUAUUUGUUGAAUUCACUAAUGGUACUGGGUGGAGUUCAAGUGCCAUUGCAUUCUUUGUUGGUUUAAUUAAUCCCAACUGGAGUUUUCUGUGUUUGGAUGCUGCUACUCAUAUUGCUGAAGAAUCAACUAGACCAAGAACAGAUGUUCCAAAGGCUAUUAUUGGUACUGUAAUCAUUGGGUUUAUUACCUCCUUCACCUACUCAAUAGCUAUGUUCUUUUGUAUCAAGAACUUGGAUGGUAUUGCAAAUUCGAACACUGGUGUUCCAAUCAUGGAUAUUUUCCAUCAAGCAACUAGUUCCAAGGCUGCUGCGAUUGGUUUACAAUUUCUUAUCUUAUUGACUGCUAUUGGCUGCAAUAUUUCUUGUCACACAUGGCAAGCAAGAUUAGCUUGGAGUUUUUCAAGAGACAACGGAUUGCCUGGUUCUAAAUGGUGGGCUAAAGUUAAUCCAAAGACUGGUUCAGUUGUCAAUAGUCAUUUGAUGUCCUGUGGCUGGAAUGCUGUUAUUGGUUUCAUCUAUUUAGGUUCUGUCACUGCUUUCAACUCAAUCUUGAUUUGUUGCGUGCUUUUCUUGGCCAUUUCUUACCUGAUUCCCACCAUUUUUUUGAUUUUCAAAAGAGAUCAAAUAAAACCUGGUCCAUUCUGGUUAGACAAGUUUCACAUUGGUUUGAUUUGUAAUAUUGUGGUUGUUUCUUGGUCGUUAUUCUCAUUCAUAUUUUAUAACUUCCCUGCUGUCAUGCCUGUGACUGCUGGAAACAUGAACUAUUCAUGUGUAGUGUUUGGGGUUUACUUUACUUACUGUAUAAUAGACUGGCAAUUCCGGGCCAAGAAAUGUUUCAUCACUUCUGAGGAAAGAGAAAAGGGUAAAGAAGAACUUACCAAGCAAUUAUCACAACAGAUUUCUCAGAUUGAAGUGGUGUUGUCAAGAACUGUAUAGAAAUUUAAAAUUAUUACAAGUAUUGCAAGUAUUAAUAAAUGUAAGUUUUGUAAAUU
Messenger RNA from Spathaspora passalidarum NRRL Y-27907, 1780 nucleotides. RefSeq lists its product as uncharacterized. Gene Ontology annotation, biological process: amino acid transport; transmembrane transport. Gene Ontology annotation, molecular function: transmembrane transporter activity. The transcript has a single exon. Bases 12 to 1724 code for a protein of 570 amino acids. Gene Ontology annotation, cellular component: membrane. The record is from RefSeq and is a predicted model, not a curated record. Lineage: Eukaryota; Fungi; Ascomycota; Pichiomycetes; Serinales; Debaryomycetaceae.